AUGGACAUCGAAAUUCACCCGCUAACGCACGAUCCUACGUCGGCAUGGAAGGAAAUAUCGAAAUCACAACGUGUGAUAAAAAUCAACACCAAACCGCCCGCAGCGGACGUACCACCGAACAAAGUGCGGGUCGUCUGCAUGUCCGAUACCCAUUCGCUGACGCAUCACAUCAAGUUCGACAUUCCCGAGGGCGAUAUUUUCAUACACGCCGGAGACUUUACGCGCUGUGGCAAGCUGGAUGAAGUGGUCGACUUCAACGAAUGGUUAAAGAAACUGCCACACAAACACAAGCUGGUAAUUGCAGGGAAUCAUGAGCUUAGCUUCGACCAUACCUUCACCCAUCCGUUCCAAAAUGCGAGCGCCUGUUGCAAGAAAACGGGCUCCACCCUGCUGGACGAAAUACCUACGCUGGGCAAUUCGAAGGAAAGCCUGGCGGAAGCGGUGAAAACGGAAAACAUUCGACAGUAUUUGAGCAACUGCACCUACCUGCAGGAUGAGUGCAUCGAGCUGUAUGGUUUGCGGAUUUACGGAACGCCCUGGCAGCCAGAGUUUUGCAAGUGGGCAUUCAACGUGAAGCGCGGCCAGGCAUGCCUGGAAAAGUGGGAACAGAUACCGGAGAAUGUGGAUAUACUCGUGACACACACACCGCCCGUCGGACAUGGAGAUCUUUGCUGUUCGGGAGUGCGUGCCGGGUGUGUGGAACUGUUGGCCACGGUACAGCAGCGUGUCAAACCGAAGUAUCACGUAUUCGGGCACGUCCACGAAGGUUACGGCAUUACCUCGGACGGGAGAAUCAUCUUCGUGAAUGCUUCAACGUGCGAUAUUAACUACCUGCCCAAUAAUCAACCGAUAGUUUUCGAUGUGACUCUGCCGAAGGGUCGCACCAAAGAUGAUUAG
Messenger RNA from Anopheles marshallii, 897 nucleotides. Its product is annotated as UPF0046 protein C25E10.12. Bases 1 to 897 code for a protein of 298 amino acids. NCBI's taxonomy places the organism in Eukaryota, Metazoa, Arthropoda, Insecta, Diptera, Culicidae. The record is from RefSeq and is a predicted model, not a curated record. The transcript has 2 exons. Gene Ontology annotation, molecular function: hydrolase activity.